AUGGAUUCAGCUAUAAAUACCAAUAUAGAGGAUAAUUUUAUAAAUAAAUUACUAGGUGAAAUGAAAAAUCAAUUUAUGGGUGAUCCUGUAGAAAUGAUGUUGACUGAAAAAGACAAACCAGUAGAAACUACCCAACCAACUCCUCAGUUUGAAAAUUCUAAAACAAAAAAUAAAAUACCAUCAAAAUUAGACACACCUAAGAAACAAAAAGUUUCCAAAAUAAAUUUAAGAAAAGCACCAUGUAAAAAAUCCAAUAUUGAAAAUAAAAGAUCAUCUUUAAGAAGAAAAAAAGGUUUAAACAAAUCUGUUUUGCAAAAUGCUAUUGCCAGAAAAGAAAAAUCUUUUAACGUUUUUACAAAAUCCCUAAGGUCGACAAGACAGUUGAAACCAACACCAAAAAUUUUGGAAAAUUUAAGUGUGGCUAAAUUGGAAAGAAAACUAGGCAUUGAAACAAAAAAGAAUAAAAUGAGGAAAAAAAAUGUUGAAUCUAAAAUUUCAAAGAAAAAAAAGACUGAAGAAAAUGAAAGUAAUGAAUUGUGUUCAUCACCAAAGGAAAUUUCUAGUCAUAUGAAGGAAGAUAAAGCCAAAAACGAAUUUAUAUCAGUAGCAGAAGAACUGAUAGCAUCACGUCGAUGUUUAUGUACAGAACCAACCUCAAAUUUCAUUUUAGAAAACAAUAAUGAAAAGGUAUUUUGUAGUGCUAUCGAUAGCAUAGACGAUAAACUUAUUGGGUGCAAUCGUUUGGCAUUGAUAAAUAGGCCUAUGAUGAGGCCGUCCAAGCGGGUACCAUACGUCUUAUUAUGCGAGAUGCACGAAAAUAGAAUGCUUAGGCACAACUGUUGUCCAACAUGUGGAAUCUUCUGUACUCAGGGGAAAUUUGCUGAAUGCAAUUUGAAUCAUCAGUACCAUAGAAACUGCCAACUUACUAUUGCAGAUUACGUGUGUUGCCCACACUGUGGUUCUACAAAAUUAGGAUAUGAUAUAUUUGUAACAUUGCAUUCUAAAAGAAAACCCAUUUAUCUCAAGAAACAGCAACUUUUUAACUAG
Brassicogethes aeneus is the source of this 1047-nucleotide messenger RNA. The record is from the annotation of a GenBank genome assembly. NCBI's taxonomy places the organism in Eukaryota, Metazoa, Arthropoda, Insecta, Coleoptera, Nitidulidae.